AGCAUUAAGUUUCAACCUUGGACUCUGGAGGCCGUGUGUGCUUUUCAGCAGGCAGCCAGCCGGAUGGAGAGGGCAAGCAGAGCCGCCCCAGAAACCACCCUUGGCCUUGAAGGGGAAAAAAAUAUCUUUCUCCGUUAUUAUUAUUUUUAAUGAAGAAUAAGCUCUCUGUAUCUUAUAGCUAUAGAUAUAUUUCGAAAUCUGCCAAAGGAUCGACGUUUUCCGCAAGCAGAUUUUGUUGUUCUUUGAGGGGCCGGUGGUGAAGAAGAGGCAAAUUUGCAAAAGGGGGUCUUUGCUGGUGACCUGUCGGAAGGCCCAGGUGAGCCACCGGCUGGUGCAAAAGGAUUUCAGGCAAGAUGGACACUUUCAGCACCAAGAGCCUCGCUCUCCAAGCUCAGAAGAAGCUUCUGAGCAAGAUGGCGUCCAAGAACAUGGCAAGCAUCUUCAUUGACGACACCAGCAGUGAGAUCCUGGACGAGCUCUACCGAGUCACCAAAGAGUACACUCGCAACCGCAAGGAAGCACAGAAGAUCAUCAAGAACUUGAUCAAAGUCGUCAUGAAGUUGGGUGUCCUCUACCGCAACAGACAGUUCUCUGCAGACGAGCUGGCACUGAUGGAACGCUUCCGGAAGAAGGUCCACACCUUGGCCAUGACUGCCGUCAGCUUCUACCAGAUAGACUUCACCUUCGACCGGCGGGUCCUGUCCAACACACUCAGGGAGUGCUGUGACCUGCUCCACCAAGCGGUCAACACCCACCUGACGGCCAAGUCCCAUGCCCGCAUCAACCACGUCUUCAACCACUUUGCGGACUGCGAGUUCCUCUCAGCGCUGUACGGAACGUCCGAGCCUUACCGCACGCACCUGCGGAGGAUCUGCGAAGGGCUCAACCAAAUGCUGGACGAAGGGAACAUCUGAAAGCUACACCCGUUAGCUUCGGCAGGCUUCCGGUGUUAAUUAACGUGGGAACACCGAGAGCCGGUCGUUGACUUGGGUGGACUUUGCCAUCUUUGUAUGGCGUGAAAUAUCUUGCAGUCCUUUUUUAUGUCUGGUUGGUUUGGCAAUGCUUAAGAAAUUAUGGAUAUUCCUGGUUUGAACAGCAGCAGUUGAGGACUCACCCCCAACCCCUUCCUGGCCCUGUGUAAUUAAAUGGGUCUGCAAAGACCUCCCAUUACCACCAGAUGGAACACGGCUGUCUCCAGCGCGGAGAGGAAACCAACUAAGCAUCUGCCUGUCUGAAUCCAAUGUUCUCCAGGAACAGGAGACCAAAGGCCUGCUGAGCCUAGCACUGCGAUCCCAACAGGGGACAGGCAGAUGCUUUUGGGAAGCCCUCCUGGCAGUGUCCCUAGCAUUUGGCAUUCAGAUAUACAAAUGCCUCUGAACAGAGAUUCCUUUGAGCUAUUGCAGCUAAGAAGUUAUACACACACACACACACCCCAAAAAUCUCUUCUUUAUAAACCUUGCAGGGAGUUCCAGAGGGCCAGGCCAGCCAUCCUGAAGGUUUGGUCCCUGGGGGAGCCAAACUGAACCUCAGGGGGAAUGGGGAACCACCAAAAGUCCCCCAUCAGAAGACCAAGGCUGGGGAAGAUUUGGCCUUCCAGACUCCCAAUGCCUCAGCCAGCAGGCUCAACAGUCAGGGUCAAUGAGAGUUGAGAGUCCAUCAGCAUCAGGAAGGGUACAAUUUGGAGGAGGCUGUUCCAGGGGUCCUGAAGGAGAGUCUCUUCCCUUCCAUCACCCACUGCCCGAGUCUUUAAAAUAGAGGUGUGGGGCACCUUUGGCCCUCCAGAGUUGGAGCCCAGCAACAUUUGGCAGGCCUAAAGGAGCCCCACACCUAGUUUACACUUUCAGUGGUACAACAAAAUUGUCUUUUUUUCUGUUUUAUCGUACAACAAAUGCUAUCAACACUCACUGUUAACAACUUUUAUGCAGGCUACUUUGUAAGGUCUGCCUGAAAACUGGCAUAUAAAAUAAAGUAAAUAAGCAAAAGAAAGGAAUUGUCGAGUCUAAAGGGGACCUUGGAGGUCAGCCAGUCCAACCCAUCAGCAAGAGCGCUCUCCCCUCCCACGGUUUCCAGCCACUGGGAUUCAAGUGCUCUAAAUAGCAACGGCCAGGAGGGAAAAGAGCAAGGAAGGGUUGCCUCCCUCUCACCGAUUUCCCAGAGGCAUCUGACUGGGAAGAGGAUGUUGGCCGCAGUCAAACUAAACAGGAAGCACAGCCCUAAUUUGCUCUGCUGACUGCCGCCUUUUCUCAGAGCUAAACACAAGAAGAGGCUGUGAUGUUAAUGUAUUAGUGUAUAUAUGGUAAGUGCUGUUUGUAUAGGAGAUACAUGGUAAGUGGAAUGAAAGAGGAGGGGGGAGUGAAUGGGCAGUAGAAUGCUGGAUGAUUGGCUGAGUGUUUAGAAUGGCUGAGCGUAUAAAAGGAAGAAUGACAGUGGAAUCUGGGUGGACGGUUGUUUUGGUGGGUUUUUUGAGAGGAGAUUGGGUGGAGAGUUGGUGGAUGUGAGGAGAGGGUGGAGUUCGGAUUAAUACUAAGACCAGUACCUCAGGAAUAGAUGAAACCAUAUGCUUAUGUGCCUUUAUAAAGUAAUCUUGUUAUCUCUGUUAUUUAAUAAAUACUUUUGGUUUACCAAA
Rhineura floridana is the source of this 2626-nucleotide messenger RNA. It is a transcript of the gene TNFAIP8L1, whose product is annotated as TNF alpha induced protein 8 like 1. Bases 354 to 914 code for a protein of 186 amino acids. Gene Ontology annotation, cellular component: cytoplasm. The record is from RefSeq and is a predicted model, not a curated record. Lineage: Eukaryota; Metazoa; Chordata; Lepidosauria; Squamata; Rhineuridae. Gene Ontology annotation, biological process: regulation of apoptotic process; negative regulation of TOR signaling. The transcript has 2 exons.